Pestalotiopsis fici W106-1 is the source of this 2385-nucleotide messenger RNA. RefSeq lists its product as uncharacterized. The transcript has 2 exons. The coding region runs from base 1 to 2385 and encodes 794 amino acids. Gene Ontology annotation, biological process: tRNA splicing, via endonucleolytic cleavage and ligation. NCBI's taxonomy places the organism in Eukaryota, Fungi, Ascomycota, Sordariomycetes, Amphisphaeriales, Sporocadaceae. Gene Ontology annotation, molecular function: ATP binding; RNA ligase (ATP) activity; GTP-dependent polyribonucleotide 5'-hydroxyl-kinase activity. The record is from RefSeq and is a predicted model, not a curated record. Gene Ontology annotation, cellular component: nuclear inner membrane.
AUGGCCUCAGAAACCAAGGUUCCGUACGUGGCCCAAGACCCUCAAGAGAUUCAGAAUCUCGUGUCCAGCCUCAAUGGGUCAACAAACAAGGGCAAGGGUGGUAUUAAAGCAAAAAAGACCGUCUUCCCAGUCCAUGACUCUCCGAAUGGCAUCAAAGUCGAUUCUUGGAGAUUCCAGGACUGGGACUACAAGAAACCCAACAUGCCAACCUAUGCCCGUGGUCUCUUCACUACCAAGGACAACCGCGGUCAGCAUGAGAUUGCCAUUCGGGGCUACGACAAGUUCUUCAAUGUGGGGGAGACAAACGACACCAAGUGGGAAAGCAUUCGCUCCAGGACCCAAGGCCCUUACGAGCUUACACUCAAGGAAAAUGGCUGCAUCAUCUUUAUUGGCGGACUCGAGGACGAAACACUCUUGGUCUGCAGCAAACAUUCGACUGGCCCGCGGAGUGACGUCGAACUGAGCCAUUCAAUGGCUGGUGAGAGGUGGAUCAACAGGCAACUCGAGUCCAUCGGAAAGACUCGUGCCGACCUUGCGCGCGAGCUCCGAAGCAGAAAUGUCACAGCCGUUGCGGAGCUCUGUGACGAUGAUUUUGAGGAACACAUUCUGGCUUAUGGCCCUGAAAAGGCUGGCCUCUACCUUCACGGCAUGAACAUUAAUGUGCCAGAAUUUAUGACCUAUCCAAGUGAACUUGUCCAGAAAUUCGCCGAUGAGUGGGGUUUCCGCAAGGUUGAUCUUCAGGUUUUCAACGAUAUCGACACGGUACAGAAUUUCCUCGAGCGUGCUGCAGAAACGGGAGCUCACGAGGGUCGAGACGUUGAAGGAUUUGUCAUCCGAUGUCGCAUGUCAUAUGACCCUCAACGAACGCCAUACAAUGACUGGUUUUGGAAGUACAAGUUUGACGAGCCCUACCUAAUGUACCGCCAAUGGCGAGAGUGCACCAAGGCGCUCAUUGCUGGCAAGCCGCCCAAGUACAAAAAGCAUGUCAAAAUCACAGAGGAGUAUCUCCUCUACGCCAGAAAGCGCUUGGCACAGGAUCCCAAGCUGGGAAAGUUGUACAAUCAAAACCAUGGCAUCAUCAAGUUGCGAGACGACUUCCUUGCCUACAAGAACAUGAAGGGCUCCGAGGCCGCCAACAUUGAAAUGGAAGAAGACGAUGGUGCCAGCGUGACCGAUGGAGUUGUCAUUGUUCCUGUCGCGACCAUCGGCUGCGGCAAGACGACGGUGGCUGUCGGCCUGACCAAUCUUUUUGAGUGGGGUCACGUCCAGAAUGACAACAUACAGGGCAAGAAUCGUCCGGCUCAGAUGGUGAAGCAGGUCAUGCAACUUCUUGCUGAUGGCCACCCGGUUGUUAUCUCUGACCGGAAUAACUCUGAACGGCGUGAAAGGGAGCAAAUAAUCAAGGAUGUCAAGCUCCAACACGCUGGGGCAAGACUGGUUGCCAUGAACUUUUCCCAUGGUGACAUUGAAGAAGUACGCAGAGUCACUCGGGAGCGCGUUCUUGCCCGCGGCGACAAUCACCAGACGAUCCAGGCGGCUUCCGAGGAAAACAAGGUCAUUGGCAUCAUGGAGAAUUUUAUUCACCGCUUUCAACCGUGCGAUCCAGAAAAUUCCCCCGAUGAUGGCUUCGACUUGGUCAUUGAUCUCGAUCCAUCAAAGGACAGCCGUGCCAACCUGGAGACCAUGGUCAGCGAGCUACACCAAAAGUACCCCCGUUUGGUGCCAGAGGUGCCAAGUGCAGAGGAUCUGGACGAGGCGAUAAAGGCUGCCAUAGAGAAUUACAAACCAGACAUUCGCCACAAGCUUCCUGACCGAGGAGCCAAGAACAAGCACAACGGCGGCCAGCAGCAGCAGCAGCAGAGAGUGCAGAAGAAGAAGCCUUUGGAGUACAUGUCCAUCUCGGUUCCUGCCAAGGACGUCAACACUAUUUUGGAAGCGGCUUUCAAGACCACCGAUCCUGAAACUUCCAAGUUCUACAAACAAUUGCAGCAGACCAGACGCGUUCAGCCUCAGUUUCACGUCACACUAAUGCACCGCGCCGCCUCUAGAGAUCAUCCAGAGCGAUGGGCUGAAUUCGUGAAGCUUGAAGAGCAGAGUGCACCAAAUGAUGGGCGCAUUGCCGAGUGCGAAGUUGAACUUGAAAGGGUUGUCUAUGACGAUCGCGUCAUGGCAAUUGUUGCUAGAAUUCACGACCCGCAAUGGGCAAGCGUCAACCCGAUCGCUCAUGUAACAGUUGGCACUCGUGACCAGAGCGUCAAGCCCAAGGAGAGCAAUGAUCUCUUGGCGCUGUGGGUGCAAAAUGGUCCAGGAAACGGCAUUCGCGAGCGGGCAUUCGAGCCGAAACCUGUGCUCAAGGGAAUCGUGCGAGGAGUCCUUGCGCGUUAG